GCUGAGGGAAUUAAAGUCCUUGAAGAAUAUUCUACAAUUGAAGUUGAUGAGGGGUCUAAAGAAAAGCUUUCGCGAAUUCAUGGAUGUAUAGAUGUUACACUCAACUUUUUCCAAUUUGUUGGAUCAUCUAAAUUAUUACACGAGUCACCCCAAACAGUGCCGCUAACAACAAAAGACAGAGAUCCACGUGUUGAACCCUUCGAUCCCUUUAAUUUUCUCGUGAACGUUCGAGCAAAAAUUCUUCCUGUAAUAAAUGAACUUUGGCAAAGCGCCUAUCUUCCAAGAGCUCCCCCAAAUAUUGUUCGAUCUGUUCUUCAAAAUUUAGUACAGAUUUUAAAAGCGGAUGGGGAAGUUAAUCAACGCCCUGAGGGAUCAGGAUCAUCAAGUGGAUUAACAGCACCUACUUCUACACUAUUUGGUGCUACUAGAUCGUUGGUACCUGAUGAAGAACGAGUUCAACAAUUAAUUGAUAUGGGCUUCCAGCGCUCAUCAGCUGAAGCUGCACUUAUACGUUGCAAUAAUCAUGUUCAAGCUGCUACAGAAUAUUUGGUAACGCAUCCUCAGACUAUUGCAGCAACAGUUUUCUCAGCGGCACCAUCUACCGAAGCAGGUCGAAAUUCGUCUGAUACAACCUCAACAAGAGGUAAUGCACCUACUGAUGCGGGAUCUACGAUUGAUGUGACUGCUCAAGCUCUUGCAUUAUCUAUGCAGGGAAAUCAAACUCCCGUAGAAGGUGCCGUUGCAAAUGAUGGUUCAAUUCCUAUGGAAACUGAAACCACAUCAACAAAACCAGACAAAGGUAAAGGGAAAGAAGUUGAUUAUAUAGAUCAUUUCAAGACUCUUAGAGAUAAGCUGAGGUCUGCUUCAGCAACUCGUGCACUUGAACUUCUUGAUGCAGUUGAAGACAUUAUUUUCGAAGUAAAAGACCUGUUUGUACUUCUUAGCAAAGAUGAUGCUGAACAGAACAUUAAAUUAAUAAUAAAAAGUAUUGAAACAGUUCGAAGUCAUCCUGACGAACAGCGCAAAAAAGCUCUUAAUUCUCGUUUACGCCUUUUAGCUCUUUUAUUGAAUGAGAAUAGUAUACAAGGAAAAAUUCCAAACUUACCUUUUAAUAUAUUUUCUGAUAUGAUAACUAUGAUUUCUGAGCAAACUGGAUUACCUUUAGAGAGUCCUUUGCCUAAAUGGAUUGCACCUGCUUUGUUAGUUAUUGAGGCGUUUAUUUCAUCAUCGGAAGAACCAGUUAGCACAGAAUUAGUUACAAAACCUGAUGAAUCAAAAGACAUUAAUGUUCCCUUAAACGAGUUGAGUUUCAUUAAAGCAGAAUCGCGAACUCAGCUUCUUGACUAUUGUUUAUCUUUAUUAAAAAGGAAGGACUUGGAUAAGGAUAUUAUGAAUGCACUACUUAGGAUAGUGGUUCGUCUUACUCGCCGUCAUACAGAUGCCAUUGAUUUUGUAAACAAGGAUGGUCUGAAUUUACUUUUCAAUACAUUUAAGUCGAGAGCCCAUGAUUUCCGUGGUCAGCAGAUAUUCAUUGUCAUGAUAUUACGGCACGCCCUUGAAGAUGCUUCAGUUUUAGAAUCAAUUAUUGAUAAAGAAAUAAAAAAUUGGUUCGCCAAUCCACGCCCACGAGGGGGCGAUAUCAAUGCAUAUUUACGAAACAAUGCUCAAUUUGCUUUACGGGCGCCAGAAAUAUUUAUUCAAUCCACUAAAAAGCUCUACAAAUUAUCAAGAUACGAUACUAAUGGGCGUAAUCAACAAAUCACAUUAAUUAAAUCAGACACGGAAGAUAUUAGUACUGCCACAACUAAAGAUACAACCGUCAAUGAAGAAGAGAUGACCGAUACAUUACCGGUGCCGUCGACAUCUGUUUCACUUGGAUCCCCAAAAAAGUUUUCAUUCGGUUCAGAAACAGCUGAAAGCAUCAUUCAAUUUAUUGCAAAUGAAUUGGUCGCAACUCGUGUGCAAGUUAAUCAAACUUUGGAUACAAAACUACCUGAUACUAAUUUAAACGAUCGAAAUGAAAAUGCUAAUUCUUCCGCAACCACCUCCACAUCUACAAAUAACACAAAUACCCCACAACCUGUAUUUAAACCUGAAGAACAUUUAGAUUAUCUGUAUCGAUGUUUCCUACUUCAAUGCUUAACUGAACUUCUAUCUUCAUAUCCAUCAUGUAAAAUUGAAGUUGUGAAUCUUUCACGUCGCAGAAACAGCAUGGGAUCUAGUACUCAAUCGAAAUCAAAAACUUCUCUUUUGUAUUAUCUCCUAAAUGAGUUAUUACCGUACGGUUGUAUAACACCAUCUACUAAUAUUGAGAUGCGAAAACGUUAUGGUCAAUCAAAAUGGACAACAUCUGCUCUUGUGGCACUAUGUUCUAAUGUUGGUAGUGAAGAUGAUAAGAAACCACAGCCGGAAAUAAUACAAGUACGAAAAUUCGUUUUGGAUUGUAUAAUCAAAUCAUUUAAAACUGCAAUUUCUUCAUCAGAUCCAAUUGAAACAAAAUAUGGAAGACUUUUGUCUUUGGCAGAGCUAUGCUAUGCUAUACUGAAUUCACGCACUGGUCCUAACACCACUGCCAACAAACCAAUUGAUGAUGGCCCCGCCAGCAUCGCCAAAAUAAUGCUAGAUAAAAAUUUUGUAAACACUUUAACUGAUGCACUUGCGGAAGUUGAUCUCAAUUAUCCUUCAGCGAGAAUUUUGAUAAACGCUUUACUAAAACCUUUUGAAUGUCUUACAAAAGUUGCUAUUAAACUGGGUCGAUCUCCUGAAGCUCCUAACAAAGAGCAACAACGUCGGGACAGUAUUUCUUCCAUAUCCACGCCAUCUGCCGAUGAAAUGAAUCCAGAAACGGAGGACGCACCUGAUUUGUACGCAACUUCUGUGCUCGGAACUCUAGAAGGCAGAGUGGAUAGCGAUGAAAUGGAUGACGAUAGUUUAGACUCAUCAGUUGAUGAACAAAGGUAUGAUGAUGGUGAAUUUGAUGAAGGAACCGGCAGUGAUCUUAGUGAUGUUAGCAACGACGACGAUUUAGAUGAAGGGGAUGAUGAUAAUGGUGACGACAUGGAUGUAGAAAUUGUAGUCCGACAACCGAUCCAUGGUCACUCAGUUGUAUUGGAUAAUGAAAGGCACGAUGAUCAUGAUUCUGAAAUUGAGCAUGGAGUAAAUCAACAUUUAGAAAACGAUGAUGAUAGUGACGAUGAAGGACAUCAUCAUGUUAGAGGUAACGAUGACCAAGAAAUGUGGGAUGUUCAUGAUCAGGUGAUGAUAGAACGUGGCGAUAUUGUUGAAGAAAUUAUUGAUGCUGAAGGACAACUCCAUAGACAUCGUCGUCAUGACCGAUUUGGUGGUAAUGACGAUG
Messenger RNA from Racocetra fulgida, 3355 nucleotides. The record is from the annotation of a GenBank genome assembly. NCBI's taxonomy places the organism in Eukaryota, Fungi, Glomeromycota, Glomeromycetes, Diversisporales, Gigasporaceae.